GCUGGCUGUUACUAAAGUGACUAGAACUACUGUCAUCCACCAGAACAGCAGAUGGCGAUAGAAUGUUCAAGUAAUGCUAGAACUAGAAUAAGUAAACAGGAAGUACUGAACGCACCGGCCUGUGGUGAACACUUUUUCACGUGGUGGCUGCUAUGGGACCUGUUAAAUUAUCCUGAAGUCAUGACAGACGCUUUUAGUAGCAACAGUGAGCUGGUCAUACAGCGCUCUGUAGACGUAGCCUGCAUCAAAUCUGACCGUUCUGCUGGGGCCUGGGAGGAGACCUACCAAAUCAAGGAGACCUGCCAUUUCAUCACCACUAACCAGUUCAAAAAGGUUGCCUUGCAAUUUCCUGAUGAACUCUUGGUCGAGUCCGUUCCAAUAGCAACUGAAAUAGACAAGAAUACAGGAGCCAAAACCUACAUUUUGGGUGACACCUCAUAUGGCAGCUGUUGCGUUGAUGAGGUGGCAGCGGAGCAUGUGGGAGCGGACUGCAUAGUGCACUAUGGGAGGUCGUGUCUCAGCCCGUCCAGGAGACUUCCCCUCAUGUAUGUGUUUGGGAGGCAGCCUGUUGACCUGCAGCAGUGUGCCGAUGCCUUCAGGGAACUCUACCCUGACACCCAGAGUCAUGUGGUCAUCUUGUAUGAUGUCAUCUAUGCGCAUGCUAUCAAUGCACUGGAGCAGCUGUUGAGGCAGACACACCCCAAUGUCGUUGCCUCUACCCUGCUGAUGAACCACUGCCAUGGUCAUGGCCAGACACAGACACCCAGCCCAGCUUCAGAUGCAUCGGAGCCAAAGCAAGUGCCAGCUUGCAAUGGCACAGAACCACCAGCAGGGGGAGAACCAGUGGAGGACAGUAAGGAGGUGCAGAAGUUUGGCAGGUGGUUCUGCCUAAAGGAGGGUGUGAGUCUAGAUGACUACUGCAUGUUCUACGUAGGCCAGGAGGGCUCCACGCUCACCAACUUCAUGAUGACGUGGAACCGCAACCCCUUCAGCUCCUUUGACCCCCUCACGUCGACCGGUCGCGCCGAGUCGGUGAACGUCAACAAAGCCCUGAUGAAGCGCUACUACGCCAUCGAGCGGGCCAAGGACGCCAGCGUAGUGGGCAUCCUGGUUGGCACUCUGGGGGUGGCGAGCUACCUAGACAUCAUGAACCGGCUGAAGGAGAGUAUACGCAGGGCGGGCAAGAAGAGCUACAUGUUUGCCAUGGGCAAGCUGAACGUGGCCAAACUGGCCAACUUCCUGGAGAUAGACAUUUACGUGCUGGUGGCCUGUCCUGAGAACUCGCUGCUGGACUCUAGUGAGUUUUACCGGCCGGUGAUCACGCCGUUCGAGAUGGAGGUGGCCUGCAACAGAAACCGAGAGUGGACGGGAGUGUAUGUGACUGAUUUUAGAGAUCUCUUACCAGGUGGCUGUAGCCAUGUGGAUCUCCCCGAUGCAGAUGAGGAGGCUAUCACAGACGUGUCUCUCAUCACGGGGGCACUGCGAGCCACAGGUCUGCAGACCUCAGAGGACUCAGAGGCCGAGUCCCAGCCCUCCUCUCUGGUGCCCAGAAACCAAACCAUGACCGUGGCCACUGCCAACACAGCAGCGGCCUUCCUGUCGGGCCGGAGCUGGCAGGGCCUGGAGCCGAGGCUGGGGGAGACACCGGUGGUCAAGGCUGUGGAGGGACGCAGGGGCAUCGCCAUCGCAUACGAGGAGGAGGGAUAGUGCCCAUCGCCAUCGCACUCAAAGAGGAGAGAUAGAGCCAAUGCCAUUGCAUAAGAGGAAGAGGACUAAUACCCAUGCCAGGGGUAUACUCCAAGAACAUGGUUAAGUGGUAAACCCGGCUACGGUAACCUACAGGAAGUGCUAAACCUGCUAAUAGACGGCCCAUAGGUGUCAUUGAGUUAAGAGAAUGAGCACUCCACCCUGGCUCUUCUACUAGAUAAUUUUUACUAUCUUGAUGUGGUUUACUACUGAGCCAGGUUCUUUGAAUACUCCCCUGGGGUGCAUUUCUGGAAAGCAUAGUUGCUAACUUUGUUAGCUACUUUGUUGUUUGCAAUGCAAUUUCCCAUUGACAACUACCCAAGUUGCUAACUGGCUAGCAACUACGCUUUAGAGAAACACACCCCUGGUCAGGGCUAUGGCCAGCCACAGGGUAGAGGCAUUGCCAUGGCAUAGGAGGAGGUGGAACUGAAAAAUGAGAAAAGGUCGCACCGUGCAUAGGUUUCUUUAUUAUUACACAGACGCGUUUCGGCGUUCUGCCUUCCUCAGCACGCACCCUUUUCUCAUUUUUCAGUUUUACAAUAUUUUGGUCAGCACUCUUAAAAGAAGAUAAACUUGUUGGGUGAAGCCUGCUCCAACCUUUAUGAGCAUAUACAAGGAGGUGGACUCAUGGUCAUGCCAGUGCCAGGGUUGUAGGACACGACUACAGCCAGGGCCAUGGGACACAGCAGCCUUGGGACAGGGACAAUGCCAGCCAUUCAUGACUUUUCGUGGCCAUUCAACAACAGAACAACGCACGGCGGCCGCCCAAAAUGUUGGACCCUUAUUAUUACAACAAAAGGCAAGACUCUGGAAGAGCAUAUGUAAACUGUGGCGUGAAGUGCACAACAGUGGCAUUAUGUGGCCGGGACAAAGGGCCUGUUUAAAUGAUGCCCUUCGUGUGGGACUCCCUCCCGAGCUCCAUUCAGAAUCAGCGGAUUAAUUUGUCACUUUCUUUCCUGUUGACGUCAAUGUUAUUGUAUACAUCAGCCAAGAAAAAAAAAACGUCACGCAUCAUCAAAUCAUAAAGCAGUAUUCAGAAAGUGAUUUAAGCCAUUGUUUAAAUGUAAAAUAUUACGUUUAAUUAUUCAAAGGUUUGCUUUGGUCUGUGAAAAAUGUUUGCUAUAACUACAAUAAAUUAUCUCUUACAAAUUCC
Messenger RNA from Engraulis encrasicolus (European anchovy), 2899 nucleotides. It is a transcript of the gene dph2, whose product is annotated as diphthamide biosynthesis 2. Gene Ontology annotation, molecular function: 2-(3-amino-3-carboxypropyl)histidine synthase activity. The transcript has 7 exons. NCBI's taxonomy places the organism in Eukaryota, Metazoa, Chordata, Actinopteri, Clupeiformes, Engraulidae. The record is from RefSeq and is a predicted model, not a curated record. Gene Ontology annotation, biological process: protein histidyl modification to diphthamide. The coding region runs from base 52 to 1707 and encodes 551 amino acids.